Messenger RNA from Folsomia candida, 1247 nucleotides. RefSeq names its product oocyte zinc finger protein XlCOF19. The transcript has 5 exons. NCBI's taxonomy places the organism in Eukaryota, Metazoa, Arthropoda, Collembola, Entomobryomorpha, Isotomidae. Bases 251 to 1120 code for a protein of 289 amino acids. Gene Ontology annotation, biological process: regulation of transcription by RNA polymerase II. The record is from RefSeq and is a predicted model, not a curated record. Gene Ontology annotation, molecular function: RNA polymerase II transcription regulatory region sequence-specific DNA binding; DNA-binding transcription factor activity, RNA polymerase II-specific. Gene Ontology annotation, cellular component: nucleus.
AAUAAAUGAAUAAAUAUUCGUUUGUUAAAUAAGCACGUUUUCCAUACCAUCCAAUGUAUGUAAAUAUGUAUGGUUAAAUGGUGUGUGCAAAAAUAGAUUUACAGACCAAUGUUGUAUAUCUACAAUGUUACGAGAUAUUUACAUACCUGAUAGUGAUACUUCAAAAUACCAUAACCCUUUUCAGAUAGAAAAGCUCACGGCUCACCUUCCACUUGGGAAAAUAUUUUGCCACAAAUUUAUUCAAUAACAAAUGGAAUGGCCACGUGGUAACAGGGACGAUCGCCCAUUUCCAUGCUCCAAGUGCCCAGCCUCGUUUAAGACCCGGUCAAAACUUCAUCGCCACAAGUACACUCACACUGGCAAGAAACCGUUCAAAUGCCCGGUUUCCGGAUGUAGCAGAUUAUUCAUAGAGAAAUAUGAAUUGCGAAAUCAUUCUGACCGUUACCAUUCAGGAAUCAUAAGAGAAAAAUUGGUUAAGUGCGACCUUUGCGAAUGCGCGUUUUAUACGAAGUCAUCUUUAGCUACUCACCUAGCAACCCGACAUUCGUACUGUGCUAGUUGUGAUGUUGAUUUGAAGGAUUUUAGCGCACUUACAGCCCAUCAACGGGCACACGAACAAGGGAGCAGUUUUACGUGUCAUUUAUGCUCCAUUGGAAUACUCGAUGGGUUACAAUUUAAAAACCACUGGCUCACCCAUGUCGACGCCCCUCGCCACAUUCAGUGUUCCAAAUGUAGCAAAAAAUUUAAAUCCGAGAAGAACCUGCAAUCCCACUUCAGUUACACGCACGCUUUGCUAGAGGUCCGAGCCCAGUGCAAAUUAUGCCCGAAAAGUUUCCCGAAUCUCCGGCAGCUACGGCAUCACGAGACCGGACAUGUACGCCAACAUGCAUGCUACUUUUGUAAAAAGAAUUUCGGGAACAUUUCCUCUUUGCGAGAUCACAUGACAACCCACACCAGAGAAGUGGCCUAUUUCUGCGACGUGGAGCAAUGUGGAUUUUCCACAUCAACCUAUUCCGGCCUUAGCUCUCACGUCAAUAAUAUGCACACGGUCGGUUUUACCCGAACAUAUUGGUCCUGUUAUUUUUGCUCCGUAAAGGUAUCAGAACACAGUAAAAUAUAGAAGACACAGGGUAGCCACCACCAUGAUCAAGCAUGCAGGAUUUAGUCUCGUUCUUAUGCAUCGCUACUUUAGGACUAUCUACAAUUGGACUUGGUGCCCCGUGCUACUAUUUUACUACUUUAUAGUA